Molecule: messenger RNA, 1800 nt
Organism: Melanotaenia boesemani (Boeseman's rainbowfish)
Lineage: Eukaryota; Metazoa; Chordata; Actinopteri; Atheriniformes; Melanotaeniidae
Gene: slc35b1
Product: solute carrier family 35 member B1
Exons: 9
Coding region: 430-1410 (326 amino acids)
Biological process (GO): UDP-galactose transmembrane transport
Cellular component (GO): Golgi membrane; endoplasmic reticulum membrane
Molecular function (GO): UDP-galactose transmembrane transporter activity; UDP-glucose transmembrane transporter activity
Source: RefSeq, a predicted model, not a curated record
CGGACCCUUUCUCCCCUUAAUCUCCACUGAAAAUAAGGUUUUAUAAGUGAAGGAAGCAGAAAUUGCACAUAGUUGGUAUCAUCUCUUCCACUUUUCCCCAAAUAGGAAUAACAUAUUUCUUUUAUCUUUGACUUCGCGGUCAGUCGGAUGAUGCACCAGCAACAAUGACGUGAUAUUUAUUUAUUUAUUUAUUUUUUCUGCGAGUCCUGACAAUCUAAGACAGCGCUGUGCACAAGAGGGUUUGCCUAUACAUAGAUAUAAAUAUAAAAGUAAAAAACCUUCAACUCUUGGAAAAACAACAAUUGACUUAAAAACGCGAGCGCCAUUUCCGGGCUCGUGACAUCGGCUAUAGUGGAGCGGGACGUCGGUGUGAGGGGCACUGGGAGCGGAGCGGUGUCAGUUAACAUACCGGUUCUGGUGAACGACAGUAUGGCAGCGGGAAAAGGAGCUGGGAAGCCCUCAUCGCUAUGGGACAACAUGCAGAUACGGUUUAUCGUUUGCUUCCUUGGAGUUUUUGUGUGUUAUUUUUAUUACGGAAUACUACAAGAGACAAUCACGCGGGGUGAUUAUGGUCAGGAGAAGUUCAUAUUUGCCCGGACAUUGGUCUUCAUCCAGUGCAUCAUCAAUGCUUUGUUUGCUAGAAUAUUGAUCCAAUUUUUUGAGGGCUCUAAACCAGAUCGCACAACAAACUGGCUCUAUGGCCUGUGUUCCCUUUCUUAUCUGGGAGCCAUGGUGUCCAGUAACUCUGCCCUUCAGUAUGUCAACUACCCCACACAGGUGUUGGGGAAAUCCUGCAAGCCAAUACCAGUGAUGCUCCUCGGUGUGACAUUACUUAGGAAGAAGUACCCACUGGCGAAGUACCUGUGUGUGCUGCUGAUUGUCACUGGUGUUGCUUUGUUCCUCUACAAACCCAACAAGAGUUCAGCUGUUGCUGAUGACCAUAUUUUUGGUUUUGGAGAGAUUCUGUUGUUGGUGUCUCUGACGUUGGAUGGCUUGACUGGUGUGGCCCAGGACCACAUGAGGGCUCGCUUCCAGACGGGUGCCAAUCAUAUGAUGCUCAAUAUCAACAUGUGGUCCACUCUGGUACUGGGACUCGCUGUCUUGUGGACAGGGGAGGUGUGGGAUUUCCUUAGUUUCACUGAGCGCCACCCUAAGAUCUUCUACAAUAUUCUUCUGUUUGGACUAACGAGUGCUUUAGGCCAGACCUUCAUCUUUAUGACGGUAGUGUACUUUGGGCCCCUUACCUGCUCCAUUGUCACCACUACAAGGAAGUUCUUCACCAUCCUCGGUUCUGUUAUUUUAUUUGGCAACGUCAUGAGUACAAUGCAGUGGGCCGGCACCAUCAUGGUGUUCCUUGGUCUUGGAUUGGAUGCUAAAUUUGGCAAAUCCCCCAAGAAGACAACACGCUGAAACACCCGGAGCACAUGGGAGCAGCAGACUAACAUUAUAAUGCAAACAGAAACACUUUAUAGCCAUUAUCUUACUUUCAGAUGACAUCCUGUACUGAUAAACUGUAUGUGCCUAUGGUUCAUUUGAUUAUGGUUAGAUAUUUCACUGUAUUUAAAAGUCAUCAUAGCUUUCAGCUGCAGCUUAUUAUGUACUGUUGACAUAUGGAAGAGAUGUGUUCUACGUGGGAUCAUACUUUUGUAGAGGAAUUUGAACUGAAAGAAAUAUAGAGGGCUGAGAUGUAAAUGUCAAAUGUAUGUUUAUUUUCUUGUCAUUUAAAAAAAAAAAAGUAAACGGUUCUAUGUAACUUGUUCUUACAUCCAAGUAUUUCUAUUUUUAUUUUCUACAAUUUUA